This is a messenger RNA of Rotaria sp. Silwood1, 1506 nucleotides long. The record is from the annotation of a GenBank genome assembly. Lineage: Eukaryota; Metazoa; Rotifera; Eurotatoria; Philodinida; Philodinidae.
AAUAUCAAUAUUAUCAUCAAUAGAUACUUUUUAAAAUACCUAACAUCGUGAACUAAAAGUAAUUGAUGAACAAAAUACAGCAAUGAUGUCUAACAUUUGAUUUGUAAAUGAGGAGUAGUUUGGUACAAUUAUUGUUCAACGAUCUGCAUAGAACUGGUCCUUGUCUAACACGAUUAUUCAGUUUUCAACGACAAAAAUCUCUUUUCUUACUCUGGUUGAAAGUUAACCAUAACGAUCAUUCUCUAAUUCAUUAUAGUUGCUGCCCACGAAAGACAUUGGCAACGUUGGGAAAUAGUCGUUUGUGUAAGAAUCUUAUGAAUUUGAAUUCGGAUAUAACAAUUUAAAAGAUUGAAUUUGAGAGCAAAAUAAAGGAAUAAUGUAUAGUUGUCCGAUAAAAUUGCAAUGAAUGACUUUGAAUUCCACACAAUAUUCUAAAACAAAACCAUCGUUGUUGAGAAAGUUGAGAGUUCGAUUAUAAAGCAUUUCUCGUCUUGCAGCAAUUUCGAUUUCUAUGAAGAGAAACCUUCUCUCUCUUAACUUAUAAUUUUUCUUGUGUCUAUUUUAGACUAUCCCUUACGUUCUCCAUCCAGCACCAACAUUCAUCCGAAUGCUCGAUGGCAACAAAAUGGUAUCACUGUGACUGGAGGAAAUCGACAAGGCAAUGAAAUCAAUCAACUCUCAGACCCAUUGGGUUUGUAUGUUGAUGAUGAUCAAACAAUCUAUGUUGCUGAUCAAUCAAAUCACCGUAUUGUGGAAUGGAAACGAGGUGCAACAAGUGGCCAAGUGGUUGCCGGUGGAAAUGGACAAGGAAGUGGAGAUCAUCAAUUGGAUAACCCAUAUGAUGUGAUUAUCGACAAAGAGAGAGAUAGUCUCAUCAUAUGCGAUUAUUGGAAUGGAACAGUGGUUCGAUGGCCUCGUCGAAAUGGGACAAGUGGAGAAACAAUCAUCUCCAACAUCUAUUGUAGGGGUUUGACAAUGGACGAGAAUGGAUCUCUCUAUGUCACUGAUGUUGGAAAACAUGAAGUGAGACGAUAUCGAAGAGGAGAAUCUCAAGGAACAGUGGUUGCAGGUGGCAAUGGAAGUGGAAAUCGUCUCGAUCAACUCUCUUACCCCUCAUACGUAUUCGUCGAUCGAGAUCAUUCAGCGUACGUAUCUGAUGAGAUAAAUCAUCGUGUGAUGAAAUGGAUGGAAGGUGGAAAAGAAGGCAUUAUCGUGGCAGGUGGUCAAGGACAAGGAAAUGAUCUUACACAAUUGUCAUCUUUUCAAGGAGUCGUUGUUGAUCAAUUGGGCACUGUCUAUGUGGCUGAUCUAGGGAAUGAUCGAAUCAUGCGUUGGCCUAAAGGAGCCACACAAGGAAGUGGCAUUGUUGGUGGAAACUGUAGUGGAGGACAAUCAAACCAACUCAAUGGACCCGUCAGUUUGUCAUUCGACCGGCGCGGCAAUCUCUAUGUUGUCGAUUAUGGAAAUCAUCGACUACAAAAAUUCAGUAUCCAUUCAAAUGCAUAA